Molecule: messenger RNA, 1680 nt
Organism: Elephantulus edwardii (Cape elephant shrew)
Lineage: Eukaryota; Metazoa; Chordata; Mammalia; Macroscelidea; Macroscelididae
Gene: RGS14
Product: regulator of G-protein signaling 14
Exons: 15
Coding region: 1-1680 (559 amino acids)
Biological process (GO): signal transduction; regulation of G protein-coupled receptor signaling pathway
Molecular function (GO): microtubule binding; GTPase activator activity; G-protein alpha-subunit binding
Source: RefSeq, a predicted model, not a curated record
AUGCCAGGGAAGCCCAAGCACCUGGGAGUCCCCAACGGGCGCAUGGUUCUGGCUGUUUCAGAUGGAGAACUGAGCAGUGUGACAGGGCCCCAGGACCAAGGCCGGGGCAGCUCACUCAGCAUCCACAGCCUCCCCAGUGGGCCCAGUAGCCCCUUCCCCACUGAGGAGCAGCCUGUGGCGGGCUGGGCCCUGUCCUUUGAGCGGCUACUGCAGGACCCAUUGGGCCUGGCUUACUUCACGGAGUUUCUGAAGAAGGAGUUCAGCGCUGAGAAUGUGACUUUCUGGAAGGCCUGUGAGCGCUUCCAACAGAUCCCGGCUAGCGACACCCAGCAGCUAGCUCAAGAGGCCCGCAAUAUCUAUCAGGAGUUCCUGUCCAGCCAGGCGCUGAGCCCGGUGAACAUUGACAGGCAGGCAUGGCUCGGUGAGGAGGUGCUGGCCCAGCCCCGGCCAGAUAUGUUCCGGGCGCCACAGCUUCAGAUCUUCAACCUGAUGAAGUUCGACAGCUACGCACGCUUUGUCAAGUCCCCGCUGUACCGCGAGUGCCUCCUGGCCGAGGCUGAGGGACGCCCCUUGAGGGAGCCUGGCUCCUCACGCCUUGGCAGCCCAGACACAACAAGGAAGAAACCGAAGCUGAAGCCCGGGAAGUCGCUGCCAUUAGGCGUGGAAGAGCUGGGGCAACUGCCACCUUCUGAGGGCCCUGGGGGCCGACCACUCCGCAAGUCUUUCCGCAGAGAGCUGGCAGGUGGUGCCGCUGCAAACUUGCGCCGUGAGUCUCAGGGCUCUCUAAACUCCUCUGCCAGCCUGGACCUCGGUUUUCUCGCCUUUGUCAGCAGCAGGUCUGAGAGCCACCGGAAGAGCCUUGGGAGCACAGAGGGUGAGAGCGAAAACCGGCCAGGGAAGUAUUGCUGUGUGUACUUGCCCGACGGCACAGCCUCCUUGGCCCUGACCCGACCCAGCCUCACCAUCCGUGACAUGCUGGCUGGCAUUUGUGAGAAACGAGGCCUUUCUCUACCUGACAUCAAGGUCUACCUAGUGGGCAAAGAGCAGAAAGCGCUGGUCCUGGAUCAGGACUGCACUGUGCUGGCGGACCAAGAAGUGCGACUGGAGAACAGGAUCACCUUUGAGCUGGAGUUGACGUCUCUGGAGCGGGUAGUGCGAAUCUCGGCCAAGCCCACCAAGCGGCUCCAGGAGGCGCUGCAACCCACCAUCGCGAAGCACGGCCUGAGCUUGCAGCACGUGUGGCUGCACCGGCCAGGCGAGAAGCAACCACUGGAUCUGGAGAAGUUAGUAAGCUCAAUAGCUGCCCAAAGACUGGUUUUGGACACUCUCCCAGGUACUAAGAUCCCAGAUGCCGGUGACCUAUCCCCUCACUGCAGCCAGGGCGGCCUGCCCAGGGCUCAGGACAAAGCCGCCCGUUCCUCAUCACCACCCCCGAACCCUCUGGCUGCUAGAAAGCGACAGACCUGUGACAUUGAAGGCCUGGUGGAGCUGCUGAACCGGGUGCAGAGCAGUGGCGCUCAUGACCAGAGGGGCCUUCUGCGUAAAGAGGAUCUAGUGCUUCCAGAAUUUCUGCAGCUGCCCACCCGGGAGCCCAGCACUCAGGAUGCCCCACCACAGACGGAAUCAGAGGCCCAGUCCAAGAGCAGCUGUGUGGACUCCACUGCGCACUCUGCCCUCUGA